UGGUGCGUCUAUAGGCAGCCAGGCGACUUUUGCACCUUUUUUGGCGGAAGACCACUUCGUUUCCUAAACCAUCACCAAGUCAACAACAACGAAAAAUCCGUCAAGAUGGCUCGUCGUCCCGCCCGUUGCUACCGUUACUGCAAGAACAAGCCGUACCCCAAGUCGCGCUUCAACCGUGGUGUCCCCGACCCCAAGAUCCGUAUCUUCGAUCUUGGCCGCAAGAAGGCUGCCGUCGACGACUUCCCUCUCUGCAUUCACCUCGUCUCCAACGAGUAUGAGCAGCUGAGCUCCGAGGCCCUCGAAGCCGCCCGUAUUUGCGCCAACAAGUACCUCGUCAAGAACGGUGGUAAGGAAUCCUUCCACCUCCGCGUCCGCGCCCACCCCUUCCACGUCGUCCGUAUCAACAAGAUGUUGUCUUGCGCCGGUGCCGAUAGACUGCAGACUGGUAUGCGUGGUGCCUGGGGUAAGCCCAACGGUACUGUUGCCCGUGUCAACAUUGGCCAGAUCAUCAUGAGCGUCCGUACCCGUGACUCUAACCGUCACCUCGCUCUUGAGGCCCUCCGCCGAUCCCAGUACAAGUUCCCUGGUCGCCAAAAGAUCAUCGUCUCCAAGAACUGGGGUUUCACCCCUCUCCGCCGUGACGAGUACCUCGAGCGCAAGGCUUCCGGCCGUGUCAAGGAUGACGGUGCCUACGUUCAGUUCCUCUCCAACCACGGUUCUCUCGAGAACAACAUGCGCCGCUUCCCCGAUGCCUUCAAGGCUUAAGGGUUGGACGUGUGUUUGAAAAUGGAAUGAGGUUGGCGUCAAAUGUGGCAUGUCAAUUACAGAUGUUUUAGUCUUAUGAUCAGUCAAUUUAGACUAUAGUAAAACUACGCAAUACCAUGUGUACAGCACGAUGAGCAAGAUAGACUCAACUUGGUGUCUAGUGAGUGUAUAGCAAAAUGUAAUAUGUAAAGACUGGUUGUUGCGAGUAAAACGCGGCAUGGCCAGAUUGAAUGUAGGUGUCCAUGUCUUCAGUGUACCACCUGGGUUGAUUGAUAUCAUAUUCCUCCGCUGUGAAUGCUCACAAAUACUGAGCAUGAUCGACCAAAACGGUUGUUGUUUGAUCUGGCAUCACAAUACCUGCUGUUAGCUGCAGAACAGGAUAGCCCCGCUAAAGUCGAGUAGCCCAGUUUUCGGAAGUGUAGGAUAACGUCAUGAUAUAAAUACUCAGAACUUCACCGUGCAGUGCAUUAUAGACGAAGUUGCCAAAGUCUUGCCCCAAGGCCCUCUAUGCAGAUGCAAAAUCCCCAUCGAAACAAUCCCC
Messenger RNA from [Torrubiella] hemipterigena, 1306 nucleotides. Lineage: Eukaryota; Fungi; Ascomycota; Sordariomycetes; Hypocreales; Clavicipitaceae. The record is from the annotation of a GenBank genome assembly.